Messenger RNA from Paramisgurnus dabryanus, 860 nucleotides. RefSeq names its product ATPase H+ transporting V0 subunit e2 (gene atp6v0e2). Gene Ontology annotation, cellular component: proton-transporting V-type ATPase, V0 domain. Gene Ontology annotation, biological process: proton transmembrane transport. Gene Ontology annotation, molecular function: proton-transporting ATPase activity, rotational mechanism. The record is from RefSeq and is a predicted model, not a curated record. NCBI's taxonomy places the organism in Eukaryota, Metazoa, Chordata, Actinopteri, Cypriniformes, Cobitidae.
CUCCAAUCAGGAAGAGGUAGGCGUGUACGAGAGAUUAGUGCGGAAUCGCGCUGUAUACUUCAUUGAUAAUCUGAUUUCUGGAUUGUUUUUUUUAUAAACGCACUGUUGUCACAAUGGUUUACCACUCGCUGGCGUUACCCAUGAUCUGCUUUACCACGCUGUGGGGUUUGGUGGGAAUUGUUGCCCCGUUUUUGGUACCGAAAGGACCGAACAGAGGUGUCAUCAUAACCAGUUUGGUGCUGACUGCGGUUUGCUGCUAUUUAUUCUGGUUAAUAGCCAUACUGGCUCAAGUAAACCCUCUGUUUGGACCUCAGCUCAAGAAUGAGACCAUCUGGUAUCUCCGAUACUUUUGGGAGUAAAUAGAGGUGCAUCGUUUUCCAGUUCCAGUUGGACCAUUUAUUUCAUCAGGCAUUUAUCUUAAAAUCAGUGAAAGUGAAGUGAAAACCAAACUGGAAGAUUUAUGUGUGUCCUGAAAUUAAUAUUUAUUUUAAUGUAUAGAGCAAUUCUAUUCAGUCAAACAAAGUCUGAAUAUAGUAAUUGUAAAAUACAACACAUCUUAUAAUACAUAUGAACAAAAAAAUGUCAAAGUGAUGUUCUUGUAAUGUGCAUUGCAUUUAAAGAAACAUACCUGUCAAGUAAAGGGUAAUGUUAGUCAAUUUUUAUUGUGUAUAAUGGUCCUCACUUGCCUCUGUGACAUACUUUAUUCAGGUGUGUUUAUUGUAUGUUAAAAGUAUUUAUUUAUUGUCACUUUUGUUUGCAAAUGUGAUUGAUGUUCUGUUUUUUGUCAUUGUAUGUAUGAAAGUUGUUGUAUAUCUAAAUGAAAGACUAAGAAAAUAAAACAGCCUACUUAUGCUUUCAUA